CACCCGCAUCACACUCCUCACACACUCAUCAUCCUCAUACUCUUCAGCCCGACUCCUCUUUCUUUACCACACUGGAUGUGCGGUAAAAUUCCAUUGAUUCUGGAAAAUUACAAAGAUACUCAAGAUCAGGACAAUAAGGGUGGGGCUGUGCGCUGAGAUGGCAGCUUUAUUCCGGGACCUGGGUCUCCUCCUCCUCCUCACAACUUUGGCUGUUUCCUCCAGCUACGAACCCACAUCUCGACUCCCCAAGAAGGGCAAGCUGGCAUCGCCUGGCCGUGCCAACACCCUGCAGGCCCUGAACCUGUGGAUGCAGCAGGGUUUACACCCCUAUAGGCGUAGCAGCAGGGUCAGCGGGGGGCUGCCAUCCCGCCACUCAUCGAGGCUUCUGUGGGGCAACGAGGAUGCUGGGAUGGGGCCGGAGGGCCUCGAACCUGUCAAACUGGAAAGAGGCCCUGUAGGAGAGAAGGAGAAUGACUUUGGCGCUCGUACCACAUUCCACCAACAGGACAACCAUGCUCCUGGCAGUGAGGCCGUACCGAAGCACUGGAGACACCAGUUCCGUUCGGGGUACGAGAAACUAAUGGACCACAGGGGCCCAGUUCGCCAUGGAAAGGGAGACCUUGCACAGGUCAUGUUGGCUUCUGAUCCAAGGGAGGCAGAGAUUUUUGAGGACCAGUCCUUGAGGGUGGCCUCCACAGGGAAUAACGCUCUGCCCUCAGUGACACCAUCCACAGCUGUUGUCAGCUCCAGUAUAUCCCUGGUAACUACGGUGACGUGCGAGGAACCAAAGGUCCUACCUCAAGUUUCUACAAAACCCCAGAAACCACCUGCAGUGCCAGCAUCCUGGAAGGCCCAGGGUGAGGUGAUGCCUACCCUGGACAUGGCCCUCUUUGACUGGACAGACUAUGAGGACCUGAGGCCAGCAGACACCUGGCGGGAUCCCAGAAAGAAAGACAAGCGUCGCAGUAAGAACCUCAAACCUGGAAACAUGACCAUGGACAGAGAAGCCAUGAAGUUGUGUGAUCACCACCUGGACUGCAGGCCAGGUUCCUGCUGCGACCUGAGGAAUCACGUGUGCACACCACAUAACCGUGGGCUCAACAACAAGUGCUACGAUGACUGCAUGUGUGAGGAAGGGUUCCGCUGCUAUGCAAAGUUCCACCGGAAACGACGGGUCACGCGGCGAAGGGGCCGUUGUGUGGAGCCUGAGUCAGCCGACCGUGAGCAGGGGGCCUUCAUCACCAUCUAAGA
Molecule: messenger RNA, 1251 nt
Organism: Scleropages formosus (Asian bonytongue)
Lineage: Eukaryota; Metazoa; Chordata; Actinopteri; Osteoglossiformes; Osteoglossidae
Gene: draxinb
Product: dorsal inhibitory axon guidance protein b
Exons: 7
Coding region: 158-1249 (363 amino acids)
Biological process (GO): axon guidance; Wnt signaling pathway
Cellular component (GO): extracellular region
Source: RefSeq, a predicted model, not a curated record